AUGGCGCUUCAGCUGCCAUUCCCACUGCUCUCUUCCUCCUUAUCAUCAUUCCCCUUGUUAUCUUCUUCACACUGCAAAAUUUACUCAAUUCCCUUUACUCAUAAACCUCUUUUAUCUUCCUCCAAUGUACAAAUUCUUGGAUUUAGUAGCAGAAGCACUUCACUGGGGCCUCUGUUUGUCAGUAAAGAAGACACCCAAUUGACUAAUGAGGAAGAAAGUUCCAUUUCCACUGCAACCCAACAAGAUGACGAUGACCCGGAUCCUGAAUCGCUUGAAUACGCGUUGGAACUUCUUAAGAGGAAUCGGGAUAUGCUUUUCGGUGAGGUGUGA
Solanum tuberosum (potato) is the source of this 330-nucleotide messenger RNA. RefSeq names its product ycf3-interacting protein 1, chloroplastic-like. NCBI's taxonomy places the organism in Eukaryota, Viridiplantae, Streptophyta, Magnoliopsida, Solanales, Solanaceae. The record is from RefSeq and is a predicted model, not a curated record. Bases 1 to 330 code for a protein of 109 amino acids. The transcript has 2 exons.